Helicoverpa zea (corn earworm) is the source of this 2058-nucleotide messenger RNA. Its product is annotated as serine/threonine-protein kinase ICK. The transcript is spliced from 5 exons. The record is from RefSeq and is a predicted model, not a curated record. Gene Ontology annotation, biological process: protein phosphorylation; intraciliary transport; cilium assembly. NCBI's taxonomy places the organism in Eukaryota, Metazoa, Arthropoda, Insecta, Lepidoptera, Noctuidae. Bases 553 to 1845 code for a protein of 430 amino acids. Gene Ontology annotation, molecular function: protein serine/threonine kinase activity; ATP binding. Gene Ontology annotation, cellular component: cytoplasm; cilium; nucleus.
CAGUACACUACAUAUACUACGUCUAUGGCGCCAUCUAGACAUCAGCGAGAAAAAAUAAAUCCUCGUUGGAUAUAUUUUGCCGGCCUUCUUCCCUUUGUAAUAGAUUUCAUCCUACUUUAAAUUACUUUAAAAAAAAUGGGGUAUAACCUGACCCAGGCAUAUCGUGCCGAGCAAGUUGGGACGUGGUUGCCAUGGAAACAAUUUCUACACAACAUGCACGACACGAGAACAACAGUGUAUACAUUAUUAAUUGUAGUGUUCCUGUGCGCUAAGUAAACCCGAACCCUUUAAUUAAAUGUGUAUUACAUAAAACAGCGACGUUCUACAAAUAAUAAAAGAUUGUGAUUUGAAAAAUUUACAAAGUUUUUAUAAAUAAUUAGGUAUAAUAUAAUUUUGUCAUCAUAGAUUUAGGAUCCUACUACUGUGUUAGGUGCAUGUACCUAUGUGCUAUGCUCUAUCCAAAUAUUAGCAGUAAAAGUGGCGUGUAGGGUCUCGUGGAAUCCGUAGUACAAGCUGUGACCAUGGCAGGCAGCAGUUAGAGCGGCCGCCGCCAUGAACCGGUACGUGGUGCUGCAGCAGCUCGGUGACGGCACGUACGGCUCCGUGGUGCUGGCGCAGCGCCGCGACUCCGGCGAGAAGGUAGCCAUCAAGCGCAUGAAGCGCAAGUACUACUCGUGGGACGAAGCCAUGAGCCUGCGCGAGGUCAAGUCGCUCAAGAAGCUGAACCACGCGAACAUUGUCAAGUUACGCGAAGUCAUUCGGGAAAACGACACACUGUACUUCGUAUUCGAGUACAUGCGAGGGAACCUGUAUCAGCUGAUACGCGACGCAGAGCGCGCCUUCCCCGAGCCAGUGUUGAGGAACAUCGUGUACCAGGUACUGCAGGGGCUGGCACACAUGCACAGGCACGGCUUCUUCCAUCGAGAUCUAAAACCAGAAAACUUGCUGUGUGCCGGGCCGGAACUCGUCAAGAUCGCCGACCUGGGGCUGGCGCGGGAGGUGCGCUCGCGGCCGCCGUACACGGACUACGUGUCGACGCGCUGGUACCGCGCGCCCGAAGUGCUCCUGCACGACACGCGCUACGGCGCGCCCAUCGACCUGUGGGCGCUGGGCUGCAUCAUGGCAGAGCUGUACACGUGCCGGCCGCUGUUCCCCGGCAACUCGGAGAUCGACCAGCUGCACAAGAUCUGCGCCGUGCUGGGCACGCCGGAGCGGGACGACUGGCCGGAGGGCUACGCGCUGGCCGAGGCGCUGCGCUUCCGCUUCCCGGCGAGCGCGGGCGUGCCGCUGGCGCGCGUGGUGCCGGCCGCGUCGCCGCCCGCGCUGGCGCUGCUGGCUGCGCUCAUGCGCUACCCGCCGCGGGACCGCCCCACCGCCCCUCAAGCGCUACGGUUUCCGUACUUUGCUGUAGGUGCUGCGCUAGUGUUGCCGCCGCCUGCUUCACGGGCAAGGAGAAGCGCAGCUCGCGUCGAUACGGAGGUGUCGGAGCACCCGCGGUCGCCGGCGGCGGCAGUGCCAUCUCAUGCAGUCCAGCCAGCGCCUCUGCGCGACCGUUUUGCUGAUAUCCUCGGCGGCGAGGUGGUCCACGAGGCGCCGCUGCGGCGCGUGGCGGGCGGGCGCAGCGUGGCGGCGGGCGGGCCGGCCCCGCUGCCCGCGCCGCCCGCGCUGGCCGCGCGCGCGCCGGGCGCCGCCGCCGCCGCCUACCUGAGCGCGGCGCGCUACGUCACCGGUUCACGAAUAGACACCUCGCUGUUUCGGCCGCUACCUCUACGAACUCAUAGAGAGACGACCGCCGUAGGCAGCGGCGCUACGCGUGUCGACUGGGCAGCUAAGUAUUUACGAUGAGCUUAGCUCGGCCUGUAACCUUAGCGACGACUCAGGUCCGGGUGCCUACCUCGCCAUAGGUGCGUAGAUGUGCCUCCCCGCCUACUUGAGGAAAAGCAAGGACUUGUACAUGUUGUGUCCAGUUAUAAACAACAAUGGUGUUGAAAUAGAUUUUUUUAUCCAUCAUAAAUGUAAUGGUGUGAUGUAAAUUAAAUCUUGCCCAUUUGUUCGCCA